AUGUGUAAGAACCGGAUUUCGCGGGCGUUGGUAGCGAAAGGCAAAAAAAAAGCUAGUCCAUUAGAAGCGAUUUUCACUUGCUAUAUAGACGUAGAACACUUUGAUUCAGGCACUGUUGAACCGGACAUGUUUACAAUCAAGAGAUCAAUUGCUCCAUUGACUUCAUCAAUUUUCAAAAGAAACAUGAUUACUGCCCAAGCUGUACUUUACUCGGAACAUGGGGAACCUUCAAAUGUAUUGUUUACCCAGAAAUUCUCCAUCGAUGAUGAUAAUUUAAAACCAGAUCAAAUUGUUGUCAAGACAUUGGCAUCUCCUAUCAAUCCAUCUGAUAUUAACCAAAUUCAAGGCGUUUACCCAUCAAAACCAGAAAAGACAUUGGAUUUCAGCACCGACAAACCAGCUGCCCCUUGUGGUAACGAGGGAGUGUUUCAAGUGUUGAAGGUGGGCGAUGGCGUAUCUGAUUUUGCUGUUGGAGAUUGGGUGAUUCCAAGCCAAGUGAAUUUUGGUACUUGGAGAACUCACGCAUUGGGCACGUCAUCCGAUUUUAUCAAGUUGCCCAACCCAGAGCAAUCGAAAUCCAAUGGCAAGAAACGAGGAUUGAGCAUAAAUCAAGCAGCUACUAUUUCAGUCAAUCCAUUGACAGCGUACCUCAUGUUGACCCAUUAUGUUAAAUUGAUCCCGGGAAAGGACUGGUUUAUUCAAAAUGGUGGGAAUUCUGCUGUGGGUAAAUAUGCAUCGCAAGUUGGUAAAUUAUUAAACUUUAAUUCAAUUUCAGUAAUUAGAGACAGACCCAAUUUGGAUGAGGUUAAAAAAGAGUUGCAGGAACUAGGCGCUACUCAAGUUAUCACUGAAGAAGACAAUGCAUCAAAGGAGUUUGGUGGUCAUGUCAAGUCAUGGGUUAAGGAAACUGGUGGCGAGGUUAAGUUAGCUUUAAACUGUGUUGGUGGCAAAUCGUCAGCUGGUAUUGCUAGGAAAUUAAACAACAAUGGGUUAAUGUUGACAUACGGAGGAAUGUCGAUGCAACCAGUCACUAUACCAACGUCAUUGUACAUUUUCAAAAAUUUCACCAGUGCUGGAUUCUGGGUCACGGAAUUGUUGAAAAAGAAUCAAGAGUUGAAGCUAAAGACAUUGGGUCAAAUUAUUGAAUGGUAUGAAAAUGGUCAAUUGAAAGAUUCUCCAAGUACACAUGUUGAGUUUGAUGGUGAUGAUUUGGCUAAAUUGUACCAGAAGGGAAUUGUUGAUUCGAAAGGGGGAAAGCAAUUGAUUACUUACAAAUGA
Molecule: messenger RNA, 1278 nt
Organism: Lodderomyces parapsilosis
Lineage: Eukaryota; Fungi; Ascomycota; Pichiomycetes; Serinales; Debaryomycetaceae
Gene: ETR1
Product: Etr1p
Exons: 1
Coding region: 1-1278 (425 amino acids)
Biological process (GO): fatty acid metabolic process
Cellular component (GO): mitochondrion
Molecular function (GO): trans-2-enoyl-CoA reductase (NADPH) activity
Source: RefSeq, a predicted model, not a curated record